AUGGCGCCGCAGGAGUCGAUACCAGUGGCUGCUAAUGUCCUCGGCACAAUAGGCACGGUGUGCUGGUGCGUGCAGCUGUUUCCGCAGAUAUGGCGGAAUUAUCGAACGAAAAACACAGAAGGGCUACCGCCGUCUAUGAUGCUCAUUUGGUCCAUGUCAGGCGUACCGUUUGGCGUUUACGCAGUGCUGCAACAAUUCAACCUGCCUCUGAUCAUCCAGCCGCAAUGUUUCUGUGUUCUCUGCGGUGUCAGCUGGGCGCAAUGUCUGAUCUAUGGCCGUAAAUGGCGAACGUGGACAGCCUCCUUGCUGUUGAUACUGCUGCUUGCCAUCUUCACUGCAGUCGAAGCAGGGCUCAUAUACGCCAUUCGACCUGUAUACUCGCGAGGUAUCAGUUGGCCUGUACUCAUCAUCGGGUUUAUUGCCGUCUUCACCCUCCUUUUGGGCUAUGUGCCGAUCCCCUUCGAGUUAUUGAAGCGCCGAGGGCGCGUCGUGGGGAUCGACUUUGUCUUCUUGACUAUCGACUGGAACGGGGCGUUCUUCUCUCUCAUGGCCCUUGUUGCCCAAAACGAGUUUGACGUCCUUUUCGGCACCAUGUAUGCACUAUGCUGCGCGAUUGAAAUGAGCAUGGUGACGUCACAUUUAAUCUGGCUUGUACGGACUCGCGGAAUUCGACAACGCGCAAAAGAAGCAGGGUUGACGUUUGAUGAGUUCGAAGAGGGCAUUCAGUGGCAGUCCAAAGGUCUGGAUCUGGAGAGGAAGUUGCGCAGCUUGUUCUCGCAGUCGAAAUCUGAGACACUGUUGAGUGAGGCUGCAAGCGGUACAUAUGGUACAUUUGUGACUCCAGAAAACAUCACUCCUAAGACAGUGCCCAAUGCAAGACUGUAG
This is a messenger RNA of Plenodomus lingam JN3, 885 nucleotides long. RefSeq lists its product as uncharacterized. Gene Ontology annotation, cellular component: membrane. The record is from RefSeq and is a predicted model, not a curated record. Lineage: Eukaryota; Fungi; Ascomycota; Dothideomycetes; Pleosporales; Leptosphaeriaceae.